AGGCACCCUGAGGUGGAUGCAUAAUGACUAACCCUGCUGUGCUGGUUGGAGGGAUAGUGCGGUUUGGUUGUCCGACGUACUCUUCACGCACUGCCUCCUAAUACUGCGGUCUCAAGCGAUAUUCAAUGCGUCGACAUAGUGGCAUGACAAUCCGGGCGGACGGAUCCCCAAUGGCUGAGUUUGCGGUAUUUGACUCGUGCCAGCCUCUUGUGGGGUAGAGUAAAUUCUCGAAUGAUCUCGUUGGAUGCUUCCAGCAGUUGCCGACAGUAUCAAUGACCAGGAUCUCUCGAUCCCGGUGGUGCGGCCGCUCCACCGUAGACACAGCCCAUUGAAACCUCUCCAAUCGUCUAUAUCUCUGACACUGCGACGUCCAUGCGGGGCUAGCGUCGAAGCAUUCCAGAAACCACAGGCCUUGACACGAUUGGGCGGCCAACUCUAUCGGAUAGGGCUAUUUUUAGCAAGAUGUAAGGCAUCUCCGUUCCUGGAUAGGAAAUACACUGGUCGGAACAGUGGGUUGCUGAAGACAGAACCCACCAACUCGGGCAAGUGCCGCAACGGAGGGGCUGUGAUUGGCCUUGUGUGGCUCAGCUUGAUUCAUCGUUUGAAUGGAUAUACCAUCGAUGGACGUUUAGUCCAACAAUCUAUGUACAUCGGUGAAACCUUUGCAGACCGCGUCGAUUCUGCUAGCGAGAAAAGGGUGUCUUCGGAGGACGCAUGAUGCUUUAUCCAUAAUUUUCCGUGGUCAUUUGUGGCAGCCGUUAUUCCGGUGGUGGCUUGUUUUGUCGGACCGGACCGAAAGUCAAGUGUAACUACUUCGGUAUGCUC
This is a messenger RNA of Aspergillus campestris IBT 28561, 825 nucleotides long. RefSeq lists its product as uncharacterized. The transcript has a single exon. NCBI's taxonomy places the organism in Eukaryota, Fungi, Ascomycota, Eurotiomycetes, Eurotiales, Aspergillaceae. The record is from RefSeq and is a predicted model, not a curated record. Bases 245 to 718 code for a protein of 157 amino acids.